AUGGAUUGGCGUUCUCUUGUUUCUACAGACGAAAGACUUACUAACAUUCUCAGAAUUGCGGAAUUAGCUCAUGCUGUUCAACCCUUUCAAGAAGUAUUAAAUCGCGCCAAACAGGUGGAAGAAAGUGUCUUUCAAAAAGCAACUUCUCGGGAAUUUUACAUUGCUUCUAUGGACCAACUCGUGGAUUAUAUGAAAAAUACUAUCGAAGAUAAAACAAAGCAACAUCUCGAACAACUUGCAGAAAAGGAAUAUAAAGAAUUAUUGAAUAGCAAAGACUCCUCAAUAAAAAGUUCAAAAAAUGGACUUGAUCAAUUAAAAAAUUUGUGGACGAGACGAAUUAAUGAAAUUAUGGAGCAGUCGCGUCGUCAACAAGCUUUUCAGUCACAGCGUCUUCAUUUAUUAUUGCAAAAUUUGCAACUUCAACAAUUAUUACAACAACAAAAGACUCGUCAAACUCAACCUACGAACUUACCUCCACUUUUACAACCAUUACCACAACCUACUAUACCAAUUUUACAAUCAACUGUACAACAACCAAUCAAUUUGAUUCCGCAACCAUCACCCACAAACAUGUUUCAACAGCAGCAAACAAUUCCUCAGUUUUAUCAACAACAACAAUCAACUUAUUCUUUUCAACACCAACCAAUGUCAGUUCAACAAUUAUUUCCUUCUGCACAACCUUCCUUUACAUUACAGCCAUUAAUCACCCAACAAUCUCUCACAAUGCGGUCGACUGUUCCAUUAACCAAGCAAACAAAGUCAGAACAAUCACAAUCAUCACAAUCAUCUUUACCUCGGGCUUAUUGCCUCGUAAAAGAUGCUAAUGUGCAUAAAGAGGAUUUUAAAGAAGCUUUGAAAUUACCGAUAAAUGAACAAAAGAGACACCCUCCACCUGGUGCACCUGUGAUACCGGUACAUGCUCUAAAAGUUGAAGGCGUUCAUGCCGAUACUUCUUCCCAGAGUUCAACUAUCUGUAGGCGAAUUAUCGAGAUCCAGGCUACACAAAGAUUAUCUCGUGGCGCAACUCUCGCAUGGUGUGGUACCAA
This is a messenger RNA of Funneliformis caledonium, 1046 nucleotides long. NCBI's taxonomy places the organism in Eukaryota, Fungi, Glomeromycota, Glomeromycetes, Glomerales, Glomeraceae. The record is from the annotation of a GenBank genome assembly.